Messenger RNA from Propithecus coquereli (Coquerel's sifaka), 1266 nucleotides. It is a transcript of the gene PRR30, whose product is annotated as proline rich 30. The transcript has a single exon. Lineage: Eukaryota; Metazoa; Chordata; Mammalia; Primates; Indriidae. Bases 1 to 1266 code for a protein of 421 amino acids. The record is from RefSeq and is a predicted model, not a curated record.
AUGUUGCCUCGAAACAAGGACCAGGUGCUGCUACAGAACGCAGUGCCCCCUGGGCGUCCCCCUCAGGGCCUCUCACAACUUGUGGACUCCUCUUCCCCCAACCUACAGCCUCUCUUUCCCCAGCAACUGCCUCCUCCCUCCUGCGUACCUUUCUCCUCUUCCCCUCGAUCCCAUCUCCCCUUCUCCCCUCCUCCAUGGUCCUGCUCUCCGGGCUUCCAAUUAUACUUGUCUGAUUCAAAUUCUGACUUUGCUACACAUCCCUAUUUUUCCUCUUUCCCAAGUUCCAACACUUUCUGUCACCAGAACUUCCUCUCUCACUCCCUUCAACGUUCCUCCUCUCCCUCCAAACACCACCAGCAACACCACCACCAGCGUCACCCCUCUCCUCCUCUCACCAUCUCCUCUUCUCCCUCUCACCCUCAGAACUCCCCCCUCCCCUACUCACCUUGCCAGUCCCCCUCCCACCCCGAAGACCUACCUAGCUCCACGCUCACUUCUCCAAGCCCCAGCCUUCCUUCUCAUAGAGUCCACUCUAACAGCCAGACAUGGCACUGGCAUCAGUACAGGGACACCGGGUCCCCUGGGGUGUUGGGAGGGUGCGUGGCAAGCGAGAGGGACCCUGCGGAGUUCAGGGACCCGGGGGCCCUGGCCCAGGCCCUGGUGGCCCAUGUGGGGCACCGCCGAAUCGCACACGACCUGCGGCUACUGCUUUUGCAGCGCCUGUGGCUAGGCACAACCGGCCAGGCCCCGUUCGUGGAGUAUCCUGUAUGCCUGGUGUGCCUCCAGCCCCGCAGCCCCUCUUGCCCCAUCCCCAGGUACAAGACUGGACCCCGGCUGCUUGCCUUCCCCCAACUACUGCCCUGUGGGCAGGGCCAGGAAUCCAGGCCACUCCGCAUAGGCAUUGGCUUCGGCCUUUGCCUGCCUCGGGGCCAGGCCAGGGCCUUGCAUCUGUUGCCAGAAAGAAGGCCAGAGGAAGCAGGGCCUCAGGGGGAGGCUGCUCGGGCCCAUGGGUAUCGAUCGAGGACAUCUCGGGCUCCAGCAGCUCGAGAUCCAGUGGCUCGGGCCCGGGGAGAUCCAACCCCAGGCACACCCUCCCAGACCGGGAGCCUCCGGUCUGCAGGUCCUCAAUCACCAAAUUCCACCAGAUGUUCCAGGCUUCCACUUCAGGCACCAAAACAGGCCACUGCCUCUCAGAAGCGCAGACCUUCCCCUGCCCCAAAGAGGCCUACCUCUCCAGAGCUCAUUCUCCGAAAGUCGCCAUCCUAG